This is a messenger RNA of Pygocentrus nattereri (red-bellied piranha), 4699 nucleotides long. It is a transcript of the gene ercc3, whose product is annotated as excision repair cross-complementation group 3. Gene Ontology annotation, molecular function: hydrolase activity; ATP binding; 3'-5' DNA helicase activity. The record is from RefSeq and is a predicted model, not a curated record. The coding region runs from base 144 to 2492 and encodes 782 amino acids. NCBI's taxonomy places the organism in Eukaryota, Metazoa, Chordata, Actinopteri, Characiformes, Serrasalmidae. Gene Ontology annotation, biological process: transcription initiation at RNA polymerase II promoter; nucleotide-excision repair. The transcript has 15 exons. Gene Ontology annotation, cellular component: transcription preinitiation complex; transcription factor TFIIH holo complex; nucleotide-excision repair factor 3 complex.
AGCACGCACGUCACUCGGCGAGGAAGAGCUGCGCAGACAUGGCGAGAGACUGACCGCGCAGGAGCUUUUAGUGCUGUGUGCCGUUAUGAGUGUUUAUUAGGCGCCAUAUUCGCGUAAACGCGCUUUACUCUGUAAGGAGCACUAUGGGGAAAAAGGAAAGGGGAGACCGGGAGAAAAAGUCCAAGAAACGCUAUCAUGAUGAGGAGGAUGAUGACGAUGAAGCCAUGGGGAGCGAGUCUCAGGAGGCCAUUCCUACGGCCGCGGGGAAGCAAGUUGACGAGUCCAGUACUAAAGUUGACGAGUAUGGGGCUAAGGACUACCGUUUACAAAUGUUACUGAAGAACGACCACUCUUCUCGACCUCUGUGGGUGGCUCCUGAUGGUCAUAUCUUCCUGGAGGCUUUCUCACCAGUGUAUAAGUAUGCUCAGGACUUUCUGGUGGCCGUCGCUGAGCCAGUGUGCAGACCCACCCAUGUUCAUGAAUACAAGCUGACCGCUUACUCGCUGUACGCUGCUGUGAGUGUUGGCCUGCAGACUUCGGACAUUGUGGAGUAUCUACAGAAACUCAGCAAAACCUCUGUGCCUGAUGGGAUCGUUCAGUUUAUAAAGUUAUGCACUGUGAGCUACGGAAAAGUCAAGCUGGUCCUGAAGCACAACAGGUAUUUUGUGGAAAGUGCCUUUCCUGAUGUGAUCCAGAGGCUGCUGCAGGAUCCUGUGAUCCGAGACUGCCGUCUGCGCACUGCUGAGGGAGAGGAGACUGAGCUCAUCACUGAGGUCAUCUCCAGCAAAUCUGCAAUUUCAAAGUCUCAGCAGGACAGCGGUGGUCCGUCCACGUCCCAGCCUGCGGAUAGCCAGAAAUCUGGUGCCCAGGUCCCUGAGGACAUCUUCAGCUACUACGAGCAGAUGGACAAAGAGGAGGAGGAAGAAGAAGAGACUCAGACAGUGUCUUUUGAGAUUCGGCAGGAGAUGAUUGAGGAGCUGCAGAAGCGCUGUAUCCAGCUGGACUAUCCUCUAUUGGCUGAAUACGACUUCCGAAAUGACACAGUCAACCCCGACAUCAACAUUGACCUGAAGCCCACAGCCGUGCUCAGGCCGUACCAGGAGAAGAGUCUUCGCAAGAUGUUCGGCAAUGGUCGAGCUCGCUCUGGAGUGAUCGUUCUGCCCUGCGGUGCUGGGAAGUCUCUGGUGGGAGUCACAGCGGCCUGCACUGUGCGCAAGCGCUGCCUGGUGCUGGGAAACUCUUCUGUGUCCGUGGAGCAGUGGAAGGCCCAGUUUAAGAUGUGGUCCACAAUCGACGACUCUCAGAUUUGCCGCUUCACAUCGGACGCUAAAGACAAGCCCAUCGGCUGCUCGGUGGCCAUCAGCACCUACUCUAUGCUGGGUCACACCACCAAGCGCUCUUGGGAAGCCGAGAGGGUCAUGGAGUGGAUGCGUAGCCAAGAGUGGGGGCUCAUCAUUCUCGAUGAGGUCCACACCAUUCCAGCGAGGAUGUUCCGUCGUGUCCUGACGAUAGUCCAGGCCCACUGUAAGCUGGGUUUGACCGCUACACUGGUGCGAGAGGAUGACAAGAUUGUAGAUCUCAACUUCCUGAUAGGGCCCAAACUGUAUGAAGCCAACUGGAUGGAGCUACAGAACAAUGGCUACAUUGCUAAAGUCCAGUGUGCUGAGGUGUGGUGUCCUAUGGCCCCAGAGUUUUAUCGUGAAUAUGUGGCUAUAAAAACGAAGAAGCGGAUCCUGCUGUACACCAUGAACCCCAAUAAGUUCCGCGCCUGCCAGUUUCUCAUCCGCUUCCACGAGAGGCGCAAUGACAAGAUCAUCGUCUUUGCUGACAACGUCUUCGCACUCAAAGAAUAUGCCAUCCGGCUCAACAAACCAUAUAUUUAUGGACCAACAUCACAAGGGGAGCGGAUGCAGAUCCUCCAGAAUUUCAAGCACAACCCUAAGAUCAACACCAUUUUUAUCUCCAAGGUGGGAGACACGUCAUUUGACUUGCCUGAGGCGAACGUCUUGAUUCAGAUCUCGUCUCAUGGAGGCUCUCGCCGCCAGGAGGCCCAGAGAUUGGGCAGAGUGCUACGUGCCAAGAAAGGGAUGGUUGCUGAGGAGUACAAUGCCUACUUUUACUCACUGGUCUCUCAGGACACACAGGAGAUGGCCUAUUCUACCAAGAGGCAGCGUUUUCUGGUUGACCAGGGGUACAGUUUCAAGGUUAUCACUAAGAUGGCAGGAAUGGAGGAGGAAGAUCUGAUGUUCUCCACACGUGAGGAGCAGCAGCAGCUCCUGCAGAAGGUUCUGGCAGCGUCUGACCUGGACGCAGAGGAAGAGGUGGUGACUGGAGAGAUGGGAGGAAAAACACAGUUCUCACGCAGGCCAGGCACCAUGAGCUCCAUGUCAGGCGCUGAUGACGCCAUCUACAUGGAGUACCAGGCUUCUCGUGGUAGCAAGACAGCGGCUAUCAAGAGCGUCCACCCUCUCUUCAAGCGCUUCCGCAAGUGACCUCUUUAUGGCUCUGGAUAGGAAAUAGUACUGCCCCAAAAAAUGGGUUCUCUCACUAAGGAGGCUGUGGGCAAGAUUUUGCCCAAAACAUGGUGGGAAGAGUGAGGAGAGUGGAUGUAGUUGUUGGGUCUCUGAUGGAGAUUAGCAACAACCAAAGGACUAAUGGGUGGGGGGGAGAAAAAACGGACCAAGACAAAAAAUAAAAAAAAUAAAAAAUCUUGCCACUUUGAAGAAUCUUCAAGGGAAAUUUAAUUUAAUUUUCUGCAUAAUUAAAUAUUUAUUAUGUAAACAGUCAUUCAGCAUUUGUUGUGAAAUGUGCUGUUAUAGAGAAGUCAGAGUCACAGCAAUCACAGCAAGCUGUUACAUGACAUGGAUUAAAUGUGCUGUCUGAUGCCUGAGACAUUGUUUUGCCAUAGUUUUGAGAGAAGGUUUUGGUCUAAAGAGAGAUACCUGCAGGGCUUCGUAAGACUAAAUAGUCCACAUAGAACAGUCCAGAUUUACCAACAUUUACAAUUUUAUUUUGUUACAUAUAACUCUUUGGACAUUUUACAACUAACUAGCUAUAUUUGAGUUAUACAUUUUAGGGACCCCUGGUUCCUUUCACCACCACUGAAAAGAAAUUUGUCAGCAAGCUUCUCUGCAUUAAUCCAUUUUUUUCAUCGAACAACAGUGAGUACUUCUCAACAACUCAAUUAUACAGAAAUUUAGCAAAACAGUAGCUUUGGGAAACUGUUUUAAGCACUUCUUUAAAGCCCUUUACAAAUAGAAUCUGGUAUGUCAGAAAAGUUGGAUGUAAAAUGUGUUGCAUACUGCUGAAGAGGUGUUUUGAAGAGUUGAGAUGUCCUUACUGACUGUUGAAUUUAAUGUCUUAUUUCAUGGAAAUAAAAAUGUUUUUGUAAUGCUGAAAACUGCCGUGUAGUGUGUUUUGGUGAAUACGAACGCUGUAAUCGCAUUAUAAAUGGAUGCUAAAGGAACAAAGAGUAAUGCUCGUACUUGUUUCAGCCAGCAGGGAAGAGGGGCAGGUCCUUUUUUCCUCUCCAGCUUUGGGUUAGUCUAAUGAAUGCUAAAGACUAAAUGCCAAAAUUUCACCUCAGCUGCACUGUUGCACCCUGCACAGUUCUGUGGUUGCCAAAUUGGUUAAAAUACUUCAUGCUUAGCUUUCUGCUUAAAUGCCUUCAGACCCUGUCGUGUAAAGAAGAAUGUGUUUCCAAAUCACGUUCCUUGGGUAAAUCCUGUAUUACAGGAUAUCGCUUGGAACCACAUGAACCUCCUUUAACAAACCAGAGAGCAGUGUUUCAAAAAACCAACCAUCUGGCAUUUUCAUAUAUAUAUAUAUAUAUAUAUAUAUAUAUAUAUAAAACAAACCGCUCUUGCCCCAGACAGGGAGACACUUCACACCAGUCAGGGACAAGUGGAGGCUGACCCUGCAGUCACUGUUUUUGUGGUUUCAAUCACCUGAAAAUGACUUUUCAGCAGAGAACGUGAAUCAUCCUGCAUAGAUAAGAAUGAAAAACCAUCACCCCAGUAAGCACCAACACAGCAUGGCUGUGAAAUAAGCUGCUCAACUUCCCAUGCUUCAUGCGAUUGGCUGCUCAUCAUGAAUGUCACGCUUUCAUACGCACAAGGAUUAGUCACAGAGUUUUUUGGUAACUGUCUUAAAGUGGAAUCCCACUAAUUUUGAGUCCUUGCAUUGUAAACAGGGUCAUUCACAUUAACAUUCACAAUGGUUCAACAUAGAGAAACUCACAGGCUCUGAUUUCUUCACAGUGGUGCUGAAAGGAACCAAGGGUCACAAUGUCUACAACACUAAUAUAAUUUUUUUAGCAAAGUCACCAGUGAACCUACAUGUGCCUUCUGAGUUUUUACAUGUAAUGUUGAUAAUGGUAAAAUAGUCAUAAGUCUGGGGGAAAAAAAAGGUUUUCUUUGGGGACUAUUCUUCCUUACAACAUACUGCAUGCACCCCUCCACCAUUAAUCCAUUCAAAUAAAGGAAUUAAAAUACAUUUUAAGCUAAAAUAAUAAAUUCAUUUUAAAAACCAGUGGACUUCCCCUUUGAUGCACAAUAUUAUGUGAUUGUUAUGUCCAUCAUAACCUUUUUCUGUAAGGUUUGUACGUCUAAACACAAACUUCAAGCAAGACUCUUUCAAGCCAAAUCAAAAGAUAUGUGUGAGUGACUAAUAUAAAGUAAUAAUAAAAAUGCUCAAGGUU